Molecule: messenger RNA, 2939 nt
Organism: Microcebus murinus (gray mouse lemur)
Lineage: Eukaryota; Metazoa; Chordata; Mammalia; Primates; Cheirogaleidae
Source: RefSeq, a predicted model, not a curated record
GAUUACAGGCGUGAGCCACCAUGCCGGGCUAUAAAUUUUUAUAAUUUAAGUUUUUAUUGUUCCCUGGCUAAUUUUCACAAGACCAAUCUUUAUAUUCAUCAGAUAACAAUGGCUAUUUUAGAGAAAUUAUUCCUGCCCUCAGUGCAAAGAGUAAGCUUCUGGCUUAUCAUGAUAUUCACUUUAUUCUAGAUGAGUACAGUAUGUCCCCAGACAUCUGACAAACACCAGUUGUCAGAAAGGGGGAAACACUCCACAUGAGUUAGGAGCCAGACCUCUGCUGAAAUUUCAUUCAUUUUAUACAGAGGCAAGCUAGAAGAAAAACGGCAGACUCUGUCCUCAAUACAUUUUUAUUAACUGAGUCAAAUCUUACAGGCUGGACUGCAAGGUAUUUUGGUGGAAGAAUUUCUCCAAUGCCUUUAUUAUUUUAGGCAGCCUAGAAGAAAAAUGCAAAACAACUUCUUAGACAUUCCAGAUACUCUUUUUCUUGGUAUUAGACAAUAACUCUUAUUUUUAGAAACUACAGUACAGUUAAUCACCUAUCAUUUGUUCAGUUUUUCUCCUUUUUAUAGAGUGUCUAAGACACUUCUCAAUUUCUUUCAGUUGUUAUUAGGUCAUUCUCCUUAGACUUAGCUUUUAUGUCCAACACAAGGGAGGAACUUUGUCUUUAAGGAAAAAUUCAAUUAACUUCUCAAACACAAGUAAGAAAUCAUUACUCUUUUACUUGCUGUUUGAUACACUUGCUAUUAGCACUUACUUUCUGUGGGAAUGUCCAAAGAAUGCAUUUCCUUGAGUAGAAGUCACAGCUGUGUAAAUAGCAAAAAGUAAGUUUUCAUCCCAUAGUUGUUUUUUUUUUUUUUAACCAAAUUUAGCUAACAGGCCAAAACCAGAUAAAGCUCCAAAUGUUUCCGUUUCCGGGUGGUGUCUGGAGGCCUGUGGGUGAGCUUCGUACUGGCCAUCAAUCUUUGCAAGGCUGCACUGUUGUGGCAAGUGCAGUGUUGUUCUACUAGCACAGCCAGGUGUUUCAGUCUGUGGUUUAAGGUGUUCUCUUGCUUUUACCUGGGUGAUAGUUACAAUUUGGCAACGGCAAUAACAUUUGUCCUUUGUCCAAAAGCCUUUGUCCUUUUAGUGAUAUUUUCAUCCCAAGUUGUAAGUAUUUUAGGUUUUAUGGGCUGUGAAGCAUAAUCAAGGAUGUUAUAAGGUGUAGGUAUUGGUGUCUGGAGGUUCGGUGCGGGACCCUUAAGGACACCAAGAACCGUGCACAUUCAAGUCCCUGAUGUAAAAUGCCGUAAUAGUUGCUUAUGACCUUCAUGCAUCGUCUGUGGACUCUAAACCAUCCCUAGAGUACUUACAAUACCUAAUAUAGUUUAAGGACUAUGUAACUGGUUGUUAUGUUUUCUUAAUUUGUAUUUUUAAUUGUCAUCUUGUUAUUUUUUAUUGUUUUUGCCCUGAAUAUUUUCCAUCUGUGGUUUGUUGAAUCUGUGGAUGCAGAAUCCACAGAUAUGAAGGGCUGUCUGUACUUAAGACCGUUUGAGACAUUACAUUUAAGAAAUGUAACUCUGUUGUGGCUCAUGGGCCAUGCACAAACAGGCCACAUGUGUGCCAGCCCUUCUGCAGACGGUCACACCACCGUUAACAGAAAGAACCCUGCUUUCUCUUCUCUCUCACAGCCCCAUGGCCGGAGGUUACGGAGUGAUGGGAGACGAUGGCUCUAUUGAUUACACUGUUCACGAAGCCUGGAACGAAGCCACCAAUGUUUAUUUGAUAGUUAUCCUCGUUAGCUUCGGGCUCUUUAUGUAUGCCAAGAGGAAUAAAAGGAAAAUUAUGAGGAUAUUCAGUGUGCCACCUACAGAAGAAACUUCGUCAGAGCCCAACUUUUACGACACAAUCAGCAAAAUUCGUUUAAGACAACAACUGGAAAUGUAUUCCCUUUCAAGGAAAUAUGACUGUCAACAGCCACAGAACCAAGCUGACAGUGUGCAGCUCUCCUUGGAAUGAAGCCCCAGAAAAUGAGCAACGUAAGUGAUUGUUGUUAAACAGCGUGGCAGAAGCUCCUAAUUCUUUCUACUAAGUCAUGAACAGCAUUGUAAAAAAAAAAACUUCAGCCUGCAUAAAAGCAUUUCACUUGUGACUUUUUCCAAGUUUUUUGCAUUAUAUUUUGCUUAUUUUAAUUGCAUCUCUAAGUCAUUUGUUACACAGAUACAAAUGGCUUGAGAGGUCUGAACACAGGAACCAGAGACAGUGACUUUACCUGGUGAAGACCUUUGAUUUCUUCAGGAUAUAAUCAGUGAGAAACAGAAACACAGCUUGGGAAAUGAGAAUCCGGGAGCUUAUGCCUCUUUGAUGAGAAAAUUUUGCAAAAUUAAAAAAACAAAAAUUCAACCAUUGGAAUAACUUCCUCCAAGAUUCUGUUCUGUGAUAACUGUAAUGUCAAUACAGGCGAAUUUGUGUUAUUACUAUUGCUAGCAAGUCUUUAAUUGAAUUAAUGGUUUUUGCUUGUAGCCUGUCUAUUCUACAUCGUGAAGCAUACCCAUCUGCUAAUUUUAGAAGCUUUCUGUAACUGCAUUUUUCCCCCCAUUAAUUAUGUUCCCAGGAGUUUGUUUGUUUUUAAUCUCCCAGUUUCACUUCCACCAGAUGGCUCCUCCUUAGGCCAUGCUGGGGCCAUGCUGUUGGGUGAGCAGACACCUCCGUGUUGGAGCUGGCAGCUCUUGCUCAUAUCACCAUCACUGUUUCAUGUGGCUGUCUGCUAAAUCCUGCUUUUUUAGCAUAAUAAGCUUUCCUAAAGAGCCUUAUAUCUUAUCCCAUUUUGUACUGUACACAAAUGUUUUCUCCUAAUUUUUCAUGUUUAUUUAAAUAAAAGCUUGCAGGUGGUGGUAGGAAAGUUUAACUGUCCAUGUAGCUCAAAGAAUCAGUUUUUGAAAUAAAGCUAUUCUUAACUGUAA